This is a messenger RNA of Chilo suppressalis (striped riceborer), 18035 nucleotides long. The record is from the annotation of a GenBank genome assembly. Lineage: Eukaryota; Metazoa; Arthropoda; Insecta; Lepidoptera; Crambidae.
GGAUAGAAUUUGACAGCUGAUUUUAAUCAUAAAGUUCCAAAACACAACACUUUCUUGUUGUUUCGAAGGGUGGGUGAGCGGAUGGUUUUAGCGGGCUGAGGCCGCAUAUUGUUAUUAACAAGUUGCGAUUAUGUAGAUUAUUAUUGACAUUUUAGAUUCCGAAUACAAAAAUGUCAACUGUUCUCUUAGCUGUUGUUGCUGUAAUAUUGUGUGUACUUUUCCGAUUACUCAAUGUGAACAGUCAGCCUCAAAAACCUGUGAUUUAUGGGAAAGACCGAAGUUUCAUCGAAAACAUUUUGUUUAUUUCACCAUUUAUUAACGAACCAUAUAUUCCGACACGAUUAUGGGGCUUCAGCGGCCACAUUCAGACCAUCCUCCACAGUUUAAUAGGGCGUGUCCGCUGCCCUUGGCCCAUUGGCGGUAGAAUAUCAUUGGUCUUGCCGGACAAGUCUACAUUGACCUAUGACUUAUAUGAACCAGUCGGUUCAGAGCACGAAGAUGACGUCACAGUGGCCAUCUGUCCUGGAAUAGGGAACACGUCGGAGAGCGUAUACAUCCGAACCUAUGUGCAUUAUUCGCAAUGCCACGGGUACAGGUGUGCAGUUCUAAACCACAUCGGAGCUCUAAACAGCGUGCCGGUCACCGGCACUCGGAUAUUCUCAUACGGUCAUACAGACGAUUUCAACCACAUGAUAGAGAACCUGUUGGAGCGAUACCCUAGUACCAAGAUAAUACUAGUUGGGUUCAGCCUCGGCGGUAAUUUGAUUACGAAAUACCUCGGCGAGGAUCGGAAGCGGCCCACCAACAUCAUCGCAGGCAUUUCCAUAUGUCAGGGAUACAACGCUAUUGACACUAUGGUGUAUCUUCUGCAGUGGCAGAAUUUCCGCCGUUUCUACUUGUACAUAAUGACAGAUAACUAUCGUAAUUUAAUAACGAGACACAAGAGAAUGCUCCUUAAUCCAGAGAUGAAGAGCAGACACUCGUUGGACGAAAAAAUGAUCGUUUCAGCUGGUACUUUGCCCGAUUUAGACGAAGCAUACUCAAGAAAAGUUUACGGGUUCGAAUCUGUUGCGGAUCUAUACAAAUGGAGUUCGUCAGCGUUCUAUUUGGACAAUAUAAAAACCCCGAUGAUAUUCAUAAAUGCUCGCGAUGACCCCAUAGUUCCCGAACCGCUGUUACCGAUUAUUCGUGAAUUUGUCAGCUCGAAUGAUAAAGCAAUGUACCUAGAGUUGGCGCACGGUGGCCACCUCGGUUUCUACGAGGGCGGCCUACUGUUCGCCAAUCCUGUAAACUGGCUCGACCGCGCGCUGGUCGCGUUAGCUGGGGGCUUACUCAUGGCCCACAAUAAGUGCUCGCAGAAAACCGCCCCGGAACCAAUAGACUGCCCAAACACGGACGACGAGCCAGAUCUCAUCAAACCCGCCACCAUUGUAUACCGCGACCCGUUGGAUAAAGCAUACAAACUUUGAAUUUACUAACCGAAACACGUUAGACUCGCGAUCCGGAUCCCGGAAUUCAGCGCACUGUAAUCCGACACAAUUCGGAACUAUAGAGGGUGUAUUGUUUUAAACUUUCAUGGUCACUAACAUUAUAGCUAUUAACGCGAUCUGAUACUGUGAGUAUGGUGUGUCGGGAACAAGUGCGAGUGAAUAGUGAGAAUGUGACCAGUGGUAGAGGUAUCGAACGCAAUAAAAGACGACGUAAGAGAGUAGACCGAUAUGUUUGCCAAUAACAUCUACCCGCAAUUACUUCAGUUACUUCGUGAUCAUGGCGCUUGCAACAGUGCAGAAAUAUCUGAGACUCAUAAAAAACAAGGUACAUGGUAACAAUCCCGUUAAUAGCUAUAGCUAUAGGGUGGUCUUAAAGCCGCCAUACGCGAGUAGUUUGAAGCGGUCUGGGUGGACAGCUUCAAGCUGCGGCCGCCUUUUACUACAGUCUUCUAUGUACAAUUGUAGCAACUGCUUUUGUGGUUAACAGCUCGGUCAAAUGGCAGUUUCAAGCUGUUGACACUGACUGCUCGAGUAGUUCGUCUAUGGCCGCCCUUAGGCAGUAGGUACUCUAAAAUCUGCAAAACAUUUGUCGGAUUCCCGCGAGUCUACUGUACUUUAAAAUUUAGAAUUUUUAAUCGGGUUAGUUUUGUGGUUAAGACCAUCAAUGCUUCACUGGUAGGGUAGUUAAAGGAUAAGGUAAGGUGCGCCAGCUGCUAUCUUCAUCAAUAAAACUUUUAAUUUAGUAACUAACAGACAGGGUAGAUUCGAAAAGUUGCUGGCAAUCUAUAACGUUUUUGAAGUUUUUAUGCUAGCACUUCACAUGACACAAUUCUUCUUGCUACAUUUAUACAAAUUGGACUCAGUCUCUCCCUUAUCAUGCUUUAUGGGAAUGAAAAGAGUCUUCCCACAAAUUCACUAAUAGCAAUAGUCAUGAGAAGUGCUAGAAUAACACCUUACCAAUGUCAAAUGAGGCGUCAACGGCUCUUUUUUUAAGUAUAUGAUUUAUAUUUAAUGUUCUGCUAUGAAAAUUGCAGCGUGAAGCUAUUAUAAUUAUAUAGGCACCAAUAUUAACGAAACUAACGAAUCAGUGUAUUAUUAUAAGGAAUUGUACUAAUGAUGACUCGCAAAAUAUGUAUUAUAUUAUAAACUAACGUAUAUGUUCAAAAUUAUGUAUUCCAGUACUUAACAAAAAAAAUCUGUAUAAAACUAAAGAGCGGUAUUCAAUUGUGCAAUAUAAACUUGGAGUUAAAAUGAGUUGAGAGAUAUGUAUGCACAUGCCGGCUCAUUGUGCACAUUUUGUAUAACAAAAAAAAACAAUAGUAAUUAUAUCAUAGUUGUUAGUUAUUUUAGCACAAAUUCUGAAAUAGUACUACAGUAGUAUUAAAAUUCCAGUGUAUUUUGAAAGUUUUAAGAUACUUUGCCCAAAUUUUUUUUGUCAUAAUAUGUUUUUGCAAUUUCUGAUAAACAAGUUAAAUUUAGGCAGUGAUCGAGAUGAAAAUGAAAAUGCUACUGUGUAUUUUUUCUGUGAAUUUAGUAUGUAUAUUGCUUAUUAGCACAAGUGGUAACUAAUUUAAAUAGUUGACGCAGACCUCAUUGAAUGUCAUUUACAAACGAUUUUUCCUACACCGAUGGUGCUUACGAAUUUUGUAAUUGAAACUCAUUAUUUAUUAUGCUAAUUUCACAGCUGUUAUGCUAUAGUGUGUACACUAAUCUGCCAAUUUUAGGCGAUAAUCGGUUGCAUUCUAGUAGUAUGUAUAGUAUUCUGUCAUAUUCGAGGUAAAGCCGAGCUAUUUUCAUCUUGAAGACCAAUUUCUACUGUACCAAUGACGGAAUACCUUACAAAGUGAAAUGUUCAUGUUUGUUUAUCGUCGACAACAACGUCUCUGUCAAUUGUUUUGUGCACUGAAAAUUUGUAUAGAUGUAAUAAUGUGAUUUUUGUGAGAUUUGCCAGCUUACAGUUGUGUUCACUGUUUAGGUAACAUUAAAAGUAUUAUUUGUGAGUAUAGGUAGGUACUUGCCAUGUGCGAUCAGUGUACUUAUAUUAACAUCAUUCCAAAUUUUCAUAAAAGUAUGAUAAGUGCGUUUGGUAUUGGUGAAGUAAUUGGGAUUUCAUACUUUUAAAGAAGAUACGAGACAAUAAUCAGGUCCAUGCAAAACUAUUUCAUAUGUAUAUAAAGAAUGCCAAAAAUGCCAUGUAUUGACAAAACAACGAUCUUAAAAAUUAAUAUAGUGAAUGAAUGUUGUAUCUAGCCUAGAAAAAGAAGAAGAGAGUGAAUGGAUUUUGAAUUGUCCAAUACAGACUUUCUGAAGUCGUUUGAGGCUAUCACAUGAAUUCUUUAAUGAAAUUCAAAAGCAACGAUGAGAGAGAUGCCAAUGAAAGUUUCAUAUUAUAGCGAUGUUUCGAAAUAUAUUAGGCUAUCCAGCCUUCGUUUUGACGGCGUUGAGUCAUGGACCAUGAUCAUGAACUCGAGUGUUUAUCAUCUUUCCAUUUUCCAAAUUAAUUGAUUUUAUCUGAAGUGGGUAUUUAGGUACAACUCGAUUCUUUUAAUGCAAUUCUGAAAAUCUUUAGCCUGGAAACUUAUCAUCGUUGAAUGUUUAGUCCAAAGGUCUUUUUUUAUAAAACAAACAUUCCGAAAUAACAAAAAAAUAAAGUGAUUUAAAGAGAAAUCGAUUUUUUUAUCCCAAAGAUUAAAGUCUUGAAUUUGUAUUCGAGUAAGAUGGUUUGUAGGUUAUCAUCCGACAAGAUUCAGAUUAUUCGAAUAAAGCUUGACCAGAAAAAUUAUAAAACCGGACCGAGGGCGCUUCAGUCGCUUUUUAGACUAAAACUGAUCACGCAAUUAAAUGACCGCGUGGAUAUCAGAAAAUAACAGUAUUUGCUGCGAAACCACAAGUCAACAAAAGUUUCAGCUGAAUUGAACGAAGCGCGUUUCAAUAUAGGGCGUAAUUUCAAUUAAAUUUUAUUUAUGACCCUUGCGGAUUUGAGAAUGAAACGAAACACGAGCCUUAGUGUCGCUCUGUAUAGCAUAUAGCGACAUCCCUUUCUAACUGUACUCAAGUAAAGAUCUUAGUUGUCAUUCUGUAAUAAGAGUCAAAUAUUUUAGGGUGAUUGCCACAUCUGCGAGUAGCGUACAUACAUGGAUUUUUAAAAUUAAAUGCUUACUUACGUUUUUUACCUUUUAUUUUUCUGGUCGGGCUUUUUAGAUACCUUCAGAUAGAUACCUUCUCACAUUGUUUCAUUACCUACUUAUAUUUCAUGUAUCUUCUAACAUGAGUUUUUAAGAAAGCAGGAUUGUAGUGCAAUAAGAAAUUGUAAAUAAAAAUGUGAAAAACGAAUUUUGAUGUUGUGCUUAAACAUUCAAUAAGUAUUAUUUAUUUUAAUCGGAAUACCUUAAACUUACCUUAAUAAGUAACUGUAUUUGGAAGCGGUCUUCUCCGUUAAGGAUAGUUUAAGAAGGGUGGAGCGCCCGCCUGGGGAUGAAACAUCCACUUACCGCAAUGAAAUAUCACUACCUUUUUGGUUUUGUUUCUGGCUGUAAAAUUUUCAAGGGGUCUCGUAGGAGGGGAUUAAGUUCAUACUGGCAAGGUAAGGCUGGCUAAAGCGGGUGGUGGAGUAAUUGCUGCCAUCUACACAAAAAAACAUUACACCACUGAUUAAGCAAGAAUUGUACACGCCUGAUUGCUAAUAUGCGUGCCCUUUGAGGGGCCACAGUGGAAAACGUAGGUUUCGAUAUUAAAGAUUUUCAUUUUAUAAGAGUUGGGCCGAGAUAUUUCUCUUGAAUACGUUUUUGAUCGUUUCGACUGAGGGUCCACUUACUAGCCUUUUAUUCUGUACUGGUAGAAUAAAUAAACCACGUACUCGCAGGGUAGUAUUUUGACUACUUCUGCUAAAUUUUAAGGCUUGCCAAAGAAACAGCUUUAACUACAAAUUUGUAGCAGUAGAGGAAUUUUGAACACGUAAGAACUGAGGUCCCAUCUUCCGAUUGGAUUGUCUUUAUUUGUAGUCACUCAAAUUUUUGUACGUAGUUCUACUAAUUACCUUCUAAAUAUUAUCAUUCAUCAAAAUUAUUUAAAUUGGUCAGAUACAGUAAUAUGAAAAUUGAGGCUUUUCGUCUGAGAACCCGAUUCGGUGAGUCGCAGCGUUCGACUUACAACAGCUACAAAUUUAUCCUUCUGGCUACGAUUUUUUUAAAUUAUUAUAUUAAGUAUAUUAAAAUCAAUGUAUGUUAAUUCCUCCUACGUUUCCCACUGUGGCCCCUCGGAGGGCACUCACAUUGUUUGCUAGCAUAUUCCUCAAUGCCGUCUAUUGUAUACAUAAUACUAGUUCUUGAAAACAAUUUCUAUUCCGAACCCCUUAGAAGUAACCUAUCUUAAAUGUUAUAAUGCGACUGAAAAUAAGUGGCGAUAGUUAUACGAAUAUUGUAAAUCUGAGCUAGUCUCUUAUAGGAGAAAGCAAGUGGGAGAUUAACUAACGCAGAUUAUGCUGAUGAAAUGACAAUGUAAAAUGAAGCCGCGUCGGUUUUAGGAUGCGGUUGUAUGAAUGCGGCCUUUGCUUCUCAGCGUGCCUUGUGUUAAUGAAUUUAGGAGGGCUAAUUAAAAUUAUAUAAAAGCGCAAAACUUCUAUAUGCGUUAUAGUGGAGUUAAUUUAUGUUCAAAUGUUAUCGGCAAAAUUUAUGUAUUGUUUAACUUUUAAUCAAUAUAUUACUUUGGUUUUAUAUUCUGAUCUUUUCUUGUACCUACUAAUAAUUUGAAAAUACCGCAUUGUCAAACUGGUGUUCUUAUAUUUUCCAGUUGUUUUAUCUAACGAGUAUUACAUAUUAUUUACAGAUGGUCAAGCAGUCUUAAAGAAUAUUGCAAACCAAAACAAAAGAGCGGGCAUAUAAUUAUAAAAAAAAAUAGUCCCUUGUAAAAUUAUGUACCCUUAGCAUGAUUUAAUAUCGAAUUCGUAACAUUUGCGAGUCUGUCAUUGUCAAAUGUGUACUGAUUUUUAGUUCUCGUUACGUACUUUGUGGCGUUGUUGUUCAAGUUUCCAUACAAAAUUUGACAUUGACAUUUUCGACUCGGAAACGUCAAGAAUUAGAUAUUGGUUCGUGCUAAGGUUACAGAUUUGACUUAUUCUAAGCUGUCGUAUAGAGGACUACAUAAUAAUAUCCGCAUAGAUACAGUCAGCUUCAUAAAAAUUUGAGGUGACACCUCGCAAAUACAUGUUAAGAGCAAAGGUUCAAUUAUAUCUUUGCGUUUAAAGUUAUCUAAAUAUUGUUUACAACCAACCAGUCAUAUUUCUUUAGAUCAAAAGUUUCAUAUUAUGCACCAUGACAAGGAUCUUAUAUAAUUUAUGUACGCUUCGUAAAUGGGUAUUAUUAUCUAAGCGUCCAGAGCACUCGUAAAUAUCUUUAGUAUCUUAUAGUUUAUUUUAACAUCGUAAAUUAAGGGUCUUUUUAGUCUUUUAAUUACGUUGGUGUAUUUGCGUUUUUAUUUAUGGUGUUAUUUUAAUAUUUAAAUAGAAUAGAUUUAUAAAUCAAGUCGUAAAGCAUUUGUUGUCGAUUAACAUUAAAAUACGGUCCUCAUAUUUUGCACACUCAACUCCAUCCUGCAGAUGCAUAUGGAAAAAACCCACCAUAACAUUGGUAUUAGUUUGUUUGGUCUAGUACCAGGGCAAUAUAAAUCUGGUACAAGAAGAUAUUUAUUUCGUAAUAUUUUCUGCAUUUUGCUUCCAUAAUAAAAUUAGAAUAGAGAACAUAUGCAAUAGGAAAUAUCUAAAAAUAACAAGAACCGUAAAUACCACUAUUUUUAUAAAUUAUUUAUUAGUGUUUACUUUUCUCUACUACCUUUGAGUGCUUUGAUACAAUGGAAUAGUUUUUCGCGAAUAUAUACUUCCAGACAAAUGUAUUGGCUCACCCAGCAUUUUAAGUUUUAGCUAGCAGAAAAAAAGUUACAUAGAGCAAAAAAAUUUUACGCAGUUUGGAAACUGAUUUAUUAACCAUCUAUUUCGUGUGUGUUUUUUGUAUAUUCAAUUCUGCUCAACCUAACAUAUAUUUUUGCUACAGAUCGUAGAAACUUAAGUGGGCCGAUAGAUGUGUCCGGGAGUGUAUAAUUGGAUCCCUUGAUACAUUUAUAAUAUUCAUCAAUUGUGAUGAAUGUUAUAUAAUGUAUGCGUUUAUAUAAAAUUGAACUUGUGUAGCUUAGAUAAUAAUGAUUAGUUUUCACACUACUAUCUUCAUGGAGCUGACUUUACUUGAUAUUGUGAAGAUGGAAACGCAAAUACGAAGGAAUCAGACAAAUCUGUGACAAAGUACAAGUUAUUACGCAAUACUGGUAUGAUAAAUAUAAUGCCUAAUGUGAUAUAAGUUUCAUAAUGCUUUUAAUGUAAAGUUGUUUGUUUUGUCGCGUCGAUUUUUAUUUCUAAAGUACAAACGAAUAAAAACCACUUUUUGAACGAUUGUUGUGUGUUUUAAAUAUUUCAUUAUAACGACUUUGGAAAUAUAUAAGUAAAUGUUAUUUUACUAUGUAUAAAAUAAAUAUAUGUAUGCUAAAAUAAUACAACGCUUUUCAGUUUUAUCCCAUUCAUGUUGAAAUUAUUCGUUACAAAAAGAUUGAUAAAUAAGUAUAUUCUAAGUCAUAAUAUAAAAUUUUAAGAGACGGGUGAAUUUACGCUGCCUUAUUUACUAAGUUUAUUCUAGGACUAUCUUAAAAUAUUUUGUAAAUGGAAUAUUAUAAUUUUGUUUGACAAAGCAUAAUUGAAAUUAACAUUUCCAACUUAUAAAUAUUCGUUUGAGCAUUGAAAAUGAGAUCGAAUAAUUAAAAACUGCAAAACUAUUGUUUUAUUGUAUGGAGUUAAUAUAAUACAUAAGGAGGGGCCCAAAUAACGAGUCGUCUGACUAGCUGUGCACUUAUCAUGUAUCAUGCGAUGCAAACUUCAUUGGUACUUUAAAACUAUCCUGAAUUGGAUAAAAUAUAGUCUUGUUACCAAGGACUCUAUAUACUGUUGAAAUUUCAUCAACAUUUUGAUUAAUAUUUAUUUAAGAUUGAAUGAGUACUUGUCAAUAUGUAAACCUAUUAAAUCCCUCUUUGGUUUGGCUUAACAACAGGAUGCGAGACAAACUUUGAUCCUGACUACAAAAAGAAGGAACUUCUCCUAAAAGGCUUUCUUAAUAUUAGGCAAUCUCAAGUAUUGUGAUUACAUACUAACCGUGAAUUAAGAAGGAAAAAUUGACUUCUUUUUUUAACAAAUAUUUUUUGUUGUCAAUAAAAGACUCAAUCACAAUAAUUAAAUUGGUAUCUAGUAGCCAAUUGUGAAUUGAGAUAUUUUUUUGGAGUGAUAUAGUAUAUUUAUGUCAGUGCUAACCUGUUUAAUGCGGCGCAUUCUGUCGGUAAGUCAAAAUUGUUAUAACAAGUUUAUUAUUAUUACCUUUAUAAUAGAAAUAUCAAAGUGUACUAUGUAGUCCAACCCUUGCAAAUAUCGAGGGGAUCCAAUGGGGGUACUCCACUUGGCUAUUCGUAUUUAUUACACUAGUUAACACGAUUUUUGAGUCUUGAGUUCUUUGUACCAGAUUUUGAUUUCUUAUACCUAAUUAAUGUAAGAAACAAUAUUUUUAUUUAAAAAAGUUUGCUUUUGUAGCUAUCAGAAUGAAAUUUUAAAUUUCAUGGAAAAUUGCAAACUUUUUUGUGUAAGUUGUAUAUAACAAAAAAAUAAUCAUUAAUAUAUUUAUUUAAAACUCUUUUAUUUACUUUGGACAAAUAAACCAAGUCUAUGAAUACAUAAAAUAUAUUGAUUUAGUUUUAAAAAAAAUAUAUUUUUAGCAUAUUUUAUAAUUUUUAGUCUAAAUUUUUUCUAAAGUAAAAAAAAUACUAUGGGAAUUUGGUAUAUCCUCAUGUGACGCCCAUAUUUUAUCUUGACUUCGAAUAGAAAGUUAAAGUAAGCUUGAUAUGCUUAAUUAUGCCUUUUACCACUGGAUAAACAACAUUUUUUGACCUUAAAUUUAAUAAAAUCUCCGGAAAUAAAUCAAACAGAGUCCACAUAGUUUUUACUCAUUUUGGAAGACAUUUUACCGCUCAUGACUCACAAAUUACGUCGUUUCCCUUCAAUAAAGAUUUUUUUCAUGCAACUGAGACAUAAUAUAAUGCUGAAAAGUAACCAAAUGUACUUAAAAUUUAAGAAGACGCAAAUGAUUUAAUGAUAGAAUUUAAAUACUGUUUAUUUGUAUUGAAACGAAAACAAUAAAAUCAGUACCCUUAGUAUUAGUGCGAGCUCACGAAAACUAACAUAGUUUUCGUAAUUGUAAAACUCGUACUAAGGGUACAGGUCUAUAAUAAAUAAAAGUAUAUCAUACUAAAUAUUAUAAUUCUUUUUCUGACACUCUGAAUGUGCUGCUGGUAGUGAAGUAAACAAAAAUAACUUGGGAAUUUUGUAUAUCGUCAUGAGGCAUCCAUAUUUUAUCCUGAAGUCAAAUAGGAAGUUAAAAUUAAACUUCAUAUGUUUAAUUAAGUCUUUAACUACAGGUUAAACCAUUGUUAUGACUCUAAAUUUAAAAAAAAUCUCCGGAAAUAAAGCAAACAGGGUCAACGUAGUUUUCACUCAUUUUUGAAGGUAUUUACCGCUCUAGGCAUUUACAAAAUACGUCGUUUCUCUAAAAGGUGUGUACAUGCACUGAGUGAUUGCUCUACUACUUCCUAUUCCAUACCCAAUAUCCUUCUGCACUCCUUUCUUUUGCUUAAUAAAAGCGGUAGAUCCUCAGCCUUUUACAAAAGUUAUACAUAUUUAUUUAUCAUUGUAUAAAGUACAAAAGCAAACUUUUUAAAAUAAAAAUUAGGUUUCUGGUUAUUUUUCGAUAUAAAUAAUUAGACAAUAGUCAUUAAAUAACAAACUCAAUUUUUUUUUUGUUCACUUGUUAUUAGAGGAGCUCGAUGGCGUAAGUGGUAAGCGCGUUCCGCAGCGAUCGUUGAAUUAAAGCAACUUUCGCAGUGGUCGGUCAUUGGAUGGGUGACCGAAAAUUUACUAUCUCGAGCUCCUCCGUGCUUCGGAAGGCACGUUAAGCCGUUGGUCCCGGCUGCAUCUGCAGUCGUUAGCACCCACCAACCCGCACUGGGCCCGCGUGGUGGGUCAUGGCCCAAUCUCCCUAUUCCAUCCAUAGGGAAGCCUGUGCCCCAGCAGUGGGGACAUUAAUAGGCUGAUGAUGAUGUGUUAUUUGUAAACUUGAUAAUAGUCAGACCUUCUUAUGCUUUAUAAGGAAUGAAAAGGACAGACUGGAAUCAAGUUUACUAUUUGUAAACUUGCAAAAUAGCAAAGUUAAUCUAAAGUACGUAUCACAUUUUACAUUCUUCAAUUUGAAAUUCCAUUUCGUCCAAUCUACCGUGUUUGACAUAAAAAUGUGACAUUUAAUUUCAUAAUAAGUUUCUUUGAUCUUAAGUGUAAGCAAGAUCUUGUCAUUUUUUACAUAAUGAAUCAUGAACAAUAUAUUAAAAAUGCAAACUCGCUAUUUUAGACCCCUAGUCAGAAAAUUGUAGUCAACAAAGUAAAUACAUCAGAUUAUCCAUUAUUGACAAUUCCAAUUCAACUUUGAACUGUUACAUAAUAUACGUAAGGUCCAAUAUUGAAUUUACUUUCGAAUGUACAAAGGUGUAUUCUGGAGUUAACUUUAUAGAUGACCAAUGGCAAGUAUGUAUUCAUUAAAAUUUUCAAUACCUUCAAGGAGAAGCGACGCGAAGUUAUAGUACAUAUAUAACAACAACUGAGCAGUCAAUAAAUUUUAGCCUGCCAUGAAUUUCGGUGUUAAUUGCUUGACAAUAGAUCUCUAGUCAAGAUUGUCGAGAUUCUUUUAUUUAUUUGUAGCAAGGAUAAGCGAUUAUCGCCCUAAUGUGUUACGACCUCCACCAUUGCACGUAGGUGAUCGGGGGGUGUAAAAUAUGUUUUACAUUAUGAUUUAAUGAAAUUUAAGUAGCCUUUUUACAUUAUACUCAUACAAAUCUAAGUCAAGUUUGACAUUUCAUAUUAAAAUUUGUAAAAACGAAUCAUUAAGAACAAUAUAAGUAGAAAACAUGCAAUAUCCCUAUUUUAGACCCCCUGAUUCAAAAGUAAUUUGAUGUGCAAAACAUAGAAAAUUCAACCUUCAAAUCAUAUAGAAACAGAUCAAUAUUCCAAAUACAAAUAUCACAACAUUUUCCUUAAUAUAAAUUUUCUUUACACAUACAUCUUAUAAUAAUAAACAUCAAUAGUUAAGUAUUUAACUAGAUACAAUUGAGAAUUUACAAUAUAAAAUAAUUUUAAUGCAAGAUCUAUACAAAUAAUGAUCAGAAAAUCAUAAUAAAAGAGAGCAAUAAUACAUUUAUCAAUAAUAAUUAUAAAAUUAAAAUGGACACUAAAAUAUGGCCACUGGGAGAGUAAAUGCAUACAAAAGCAGACACUUUCCAUUAUCCGUUCAUAAUAUAACAUUGCCAAUUUUCCUUUUUACAUAUUUUAAAUACCUGAGUAGAUAUUAUCCUUAAGAAACAUUAUUAUGACGUACCUAGGUCAUUUCCUAAGCACAUCAAAUAUUUUUAUACAAAAAAAAACCUUUCGCAUCCUAACUAGAUUUAUGGAACUGAUAAUGUACAGUCUUCUUUACAUCGGUUUUUAAAUCUGAGUAUUUUCACAAUAAAUUAAAGCUUCAUUACAAAAUAGAUAUCAUAUAAAUAAAUUAGGUAAAUGCAAUUAAAUCGUUACUUACAGUAUCAUAUAGUCAGCAUAUAGAUGUAGGAUCUCCUUCCAUAGUGCAUGCUAUAUUAUCUAAUUUAUGAGCUAAGUGCAUUUUGUUUUCUAGUCCUAAUAUAAUUUGUUCUCUAUAUUUACUGACAUAAAUGUACAACUCUUUUAAGGCAGACAGAGUAUCAAACUCAUUCAACUGUUCCACAGAGAGUUGUUGCAUAGAAGUACUUAACUCUUGGUCUGUUACUUGAGGUAAUUGAGAGACGGCCUGGUAAAACUGUAUAACCAUAUCUCUGUAGGUGGGUAAGUCUUUUGCAAAUAACAAUUUAUUGGAGGGAGAAUCUUUACACAGUCGGUGUUCUGUUAGGGAGCAGGCAUCCAUGAAUGUUUGAGCUAUGACUGAUAGUGAAGAAUCUACAGUUGAAGUUUUGUUAAUAUCAAAUAUAAAAUCUGGAUUUUUUAUGAGGUUGACCCAAAAUCUUAAAGGUAAACUAUUUGACUUCCAUGCAUGGACUACUUCUGGAUUCAUGAUGCCAUGUACUCUUGCGGCAUCAUCAAAUAGGUCAAACAACCACUUAACUGCAGGAGGUAGCACUUCAUUUACUGUAAGUAUAGUACUAAAGAAAUCAUCAACAAACUUGUGCACAGUACCUUUAGUGGAUAGGAGUCUAGUGAGGAAUAUUUCUGGUAUAGCUUUGUGACUGUGCUCUGACGAUUUGUUUACAAUGUGCUGAUAUUCAAUGGGUUUCACCAAAUGAUAAUAAUGCACAUUCUGAUCUGUAAUGUCACUGUUAUAUACCCUAAUAUGGGAAUUGGAGCAAUAUAUUCCUGUGCAAUUCUUGCAGGGUAUUUUGUAGGCAGUGUUGAAACUAUCAUUUUGUCUAGAUAUCAAUGACAUAACUGCCGACUCUUUAACUCCAUAAUGAGCUAAAGUAUUGAGUUUCCGCCAGCCAUUCAAAGUUUUUGUUGUAAGAUCCUCAUCUUGGAGUGUCACAUGUCCACCUCUGCCGUGUCGCCAUUCUAAAUCAACUUCGUGGACGGACGGUCGUAAAGAAAAUGGCGUAUUUUUAAACAAUGCAUCUAAAAUUUUAGACUUUACUUGAGAUAUGCUAUCACAGUCUAAAACUUUACAUUGAACUUUAUCAUCAAAAUCAUCCUGUACUAUAUGCAAUGUAAUUAUUUGAUAAUUAAUUUGUUCUUUUAAAAGUUUUUCCUCUGAUAAAGAAUAACGUGCUUCAUGUGUUAUGGCAUCAACUACACCUUUUUCAAUUUGAUGCUUAAUGGCCUUGAAAAGCAAAAAUAAUGACGAUCCUGCAUAGUCCUUUAAAUAGUAGUACAUGCACAGGGCCAUCCAGUUGGUUAACAUUUUCUCAACUACACUUUCUGUUCUUCUCAACAUAAGUUGAGGAUGUUUAUUGCAAACUGAUUUAUCAAUUAGCCGUAACAAUAGAGACUUUAAUAUGUCAGUAGCAUAUUCCAUCUUCCCCAUUAGAAUUAUCAUCAAAAGAGAAGCAACAUUUACUUUAUCUCUUAUAUUGAAGGACUUUUGUGCCUCUAAAGUGUCUAUAAAUGACAACAGGAAACAUUUAUUAUUCAAAAGUUGUUCAAAUUGAAUCAUGGCUGCAUCAUAAUUAGUUCUAGGAGCAUUUAUAAACUGACGCUGAACAUUUAGUAUGGGAUGAUCUGAUACUCCUGGAAAAAAUACUUUCAUCACAUAAUUAACAUGAUCAAGUGUUGGAAUACCUGAAUGUUCCAAAUCUGCUGCCAAAUCUGACAUAUCAGUUUGCAAUUCAGCAAAUGCUAAUUUACAUUCUAACCGAACAUUACUUUCAAGUGUAUCCAUUUGUAUUUGUAUUCUCUUGUACUCUCGUUCUGCUUUUGUACUUCGACGCCUGUACAUGACCAAAACAAUCAUAAAUAUUAAGACCAGAAAAAAUGUGCCCGCUGCUAUACCUGCAAUAGCCUCAGGUGGAAAAUUGUAAUUUCUCAUGAGUUCAUAAUGUAUGUAACCAAUGGGAAAUCUCAAAUUUUUACCUACUUUCACCACCACCAAAGGUAAAUUUAUAUCUGAUAUUUGUACUCCAUUUUCAUCAGUGUUAGGAGGUUGUACUUGAGGUGGUGUACAAAGAAGUUGUUGCAUAGUAAGACUUGUAACAUUACAUGUUUGAGUACCAAUAGUUACUACAACAUCAGACUCAUCACUAGCUCUUAUUAAAUUCUCACCUUCUAUUACUAAUGGAUCACCACCCUUGUAUGACUUUAUCCUGUUAGGAAAGUGGUAUACAUUUGGAUCUUCUACAAAGACCAUAUGUGUCCUUGGAGGGUUGAAAUAUUUUUCAAGGUCAUGCAUUGUUUCAACAUUAUCCAUGACAAAUCCAACUUUCAUUGCUAUUUGAGGUGUACUAGUUUGGGAUUUUGUUGCUUGUAAAAUUUCAUGAUAUUUUUUGUUUAUCGCAGGGCUAGGACAUUCCAUUUGAUUUGAAUUUAAAACAGCACAUUCUGUAAAGUUUACAGGUAUUACUUCAUUUGCAUAGUAUAAUUUCAUCAUUGGCUUUUGGAUUGUGUGCAAAUUCGUGCCAUGAACUGUAAUCAUUCUGCCACCAGAUACAAAACUUUUCAGAGGUUUAAUUUCCAUGAUUGUUGGAUCAGCUGUGUAAUUAAACAAAUCUCCAUACAGAGUUCGAUUGGCAUUGUCAAUGGAGACUGUUAAUGUGUGUAUUACUUGUGGUGUAUUGGCUCUCGGAGUGAUACAUAUCAACCGGCUGUUAGAUGUCUGAGUUUUAUUAACAGAGCAAGGCAAUUCAUCAAGGUAAGCUGAAACUGUAGAUCCUAUGUUCAAAUGCUGUCCACCUAUAGCCAAUUGAGUUCCACCUGAUACUGGCCCUACAGAAGGAUAAAUGCCUUGCAAUUUGAUGUUUUUAUAACUAAAUAAUACAGAUGAUUCUGUGUAACCUGCAUCAUUUUCUACAAUUACAGGAGCUACAACUGAUCCAUUUGAAGGUCCAGUUUGGCAUGUUAUACUCACUGACACUUCAAAAUCCACUAUGUCACAUAGUACAUCACCAAUACGAACUUUUCCUGUUACUUCCUCCACUCUCAGACCAAGAUUACUACCUUCUAUUGUCACUAUAGUUCCACCUUCUAUUGGACCACUCAAAGGUUUGAUCAUAUCAAUUCUAGGCUUUGGACAUUCCGUCACAGGAUUUUCUAAGCAGGACUCACUGUAAGAGCAAGAAUUACCACACCAAGUGCAUUGAUAAAUAGAGUUUCUAGUUAUACAAAGAGAACAAUCAGCAUGGUCUCUAUGAGAACCCAGAAUCUCACAUUUGUAUAAUGUAAUGGUGAUUGUAUCUAUGUAAUGUUUAUGAUUCCAAACAACUUUAACACUAACAUUGUACUCCCCUACAUCUUCCUCAUAAGAAUAAGUUGUUUUGUCACAGACAAUGUAGUGAUUGGAUUCAACUCGAGCUGGUAAUAUCAUGUUGGCAAGUUCAAUGCUGACAAUACAUUGGAAUCCAGUAUGCCCAGCUUGCAAAUGUGGCAAGUUUUCUACUUCUAGUUCUAAUUCUUUAGGAACAUUAUUAGGUAGUAAAAUUGUUUUUUUGUAUUGUCUUAUCCGUGGACAAUGACCAAUGCCAUGAUUUAACAAUUUUGUUGGAUUGUUUUCACCACUGAUAAUGGUUCUUUGACACACAGAAGUAUCAUGUGUACAUUUGUUGUCAUAAAUACACCAGUUGCAUGCCCACUCACUCAUAAUACAAGAAUGACAAGUUGUAUGCUUUGUGCAGUCAUAAAAAGCAAAGUUUCUUGAAACAAAAUCUUUGUUGGUUUCAGAGGAAUGUACAGAAAGUGGAACAUACACAUGAUCUAAAUUUUGUGAAAUUUUUGGUCUAUGUUUAACAUCAGGAGUAGGGCAUGCCAGGCCAUUUGAUGUAACAGCAGCAUCAAUAGGUGGAGUAUUACCAAAAACACAUUUGUAUUUUGCCCCAAAUGGAAGCUCAGGUAAAGUCCUGAUAAUGAGUUGCACAGUGGUAACUUCUGUCAUUGAUAUUCUAUCAGGCAAAAUUUGCUCAAAAUCAAUACAUUGCUGGCCAGUAUAUUGAGACAACCAUCUUGGAGCACUUUGAGUACCUUUCUGACACAUAUUUUGGACAGUGCAGCGCUUCUCUAAAGAACACCAGCCACAGUGAGGGUCAUUAGACUCGAGACAAGAUGAACAGUUGCCAUGCUCUGCACACCGUUCAGUUGGUAUUUGUAUUAUUGAAUUUCUUGCUAACACAUACAAAGUCUUUUGAUAUGGUGAUAAAGUUGUAUCUGGAAGUAUUUUUUGACCAGGCAAUAGUUCCUCACUAGAAUACUCAAGAGCUUUAUCUGCAUCAACUAAAACUUUUUUCAAUACACCAUUAUUUGUACCAAGAAAAGCAACAGUAUGCAAUCCAGUCACCGACAUGGUAACAGAAGUUAUCAAUGUGUCAUUCCAAUGAAUUACAGAAACCGUUUUUAUUGGAUACAAUCCACUAAUUUUUAGACCUACCUCACAGAAAUUAAGGAUAUUUCCUGUUGUACCUACACUAGGACAUUUACCAUCAGAUAUCAUGCCAGAAAUGUAACCCAUAUUCCUAGCUUUAGUACUACCAUUGAAACACAUGUGCACAUUUUCAUUAAACUUAAUCUCAAUUUCUUGCAAAGAAAAUACACAUAUGGCAGAUUUAGCCAUUGGUUCAUUGGUAAUACCUUUAGAUGGACUGAAUAAUGCCACAAGAAUUGAAUCACCAGUUUCAAUACCUAGUUGAUUAGCAAGAUUGGCACCAGCUCUAGCAAUUUUUGCAUCUUGAACUAAAUUAUAAUUGACCACUUCACUCUUACCAUUAAUAGUCUCUUCACGAACAUGGCACUCUAAUGUAACUUCAGUAUAGCUGUUAUAAUUGUCAUCAUUGACACAGGUGCGUGCCAAACGUGAUACAUAACCAAGCUCCUCAUUACCAGCUAGGUGGGAAUGUUUUUGUAUAAUCAAGAAGUAUGCAUAAUCACUGGCAUUAAAUCCAUAAACAUAUUGCACUAAGAAAUUGUCACGAUACUUAACAUCUAUUUGUAUUAAACUCUGUUUUGAAAAAGUGAACUGGGCCAGUUCUAGAGUCAUGAGAUCGCGGCUGGAUAUUGCAGGAACAUCGUGGCGAUAUUCACCAUUGUUAGUAAAUGUAGUACCGACAUACAUAACAUUAGACCGAUCCCAUGAGUUAUAUCUUUCAGGUCCAAUAAAUGCAUAUGUAGAGGCAUCAGCGUCAUUGGCAGCAACACUUACGGGAACGAAUUCUGGUAGUGCUGACAAAUCACCCAACUUAUACUUGAAACACGAACCCUGAGCAACAGAUCCACACGCAAUCACGAUCCUCGCUUCCUGGUCUAUUACUAAUAUUUUAUUCACAUUAUCGAUGUAAGUUGUUUUUAUAUCAGGAGAUGUACAUCCACUAGCAUGGCACAUAGGGUUGUCGAGUUUUGGCCCAGUCCGUACGACAUGAAUUGGUUUCAAAUCAGGGCUAAGUUGAUGAAGCCAAUUUAAUGAACCAGCGUACACUUGACCACUUACUUUAUCAACAGCUAGAUGGUUAAAGUGAUAAGAUUCAUUCUGUUGAUUAGGAUAUUGCGAUAUAAAUUCGUAUCCAUUUACUAUUGUGCUUCGUAGCCAGAGUGUUAUGACUAAUAACGUCUUGAAAGUAGCCAUUAUCACAUUUUAAAUUGAAUAUCCAAGAUUAUUAUUCACUUUGUCACAACCACUGACUUGUUUGAACUUAAUUUUCAACCCAUUUUAGUUUACAAAAAUAAAAUGUAAAUUGUAAUAGCAUCCAUCGAUGCCGAUGACAUGGAAU